Messenger RNA from Aphanomyces invadans, 4032 nucleotides. RefSeq lists its product as hypothetical. The record is from RefSeq and is a predicted model, not a curated record. The coding region runs from base 11 to 2467 and encodes 818 amino acids. Gene Ontology annotation, molecular function: protein binding. The transcript has 11 exons. Lineage: Eukaryota; Oomycota; Saprolegniomycetes; Saprolegniales; Verrucalvaceae.
GUGGACUACCAUGGUGUUGUGUCCGACGGCGGCGCGGAUGUCGCGGCUCUAUAUCCUGAGCCUCCUCGGCCUCGUUGGCGUCGAUUUUGUGCGUGCGCAGACCUUGGGCGACGUGCCGUUCCGCACCGUCGAAGCGAUGUGGGAUUUCCACGAUGGAUUGGACAGCUGGGCGCGGUCGUCCACGGACACAAUGCAUGCAGAAAUAGAUCCCCGCGGUGGAUUCAUCCACGGGACUGUUUUGGCCGACGCAGCGUUCGUGGACUCGCCGCUCCUGGACAUCCGCAUUGAAGAUCGCCAUCACUUUGUAGUUCGAAUGGCAUAUGACGGCACAUGCACGCAAGCGGGGCUUCACCUCGAGCGGCGCCAGUCCCCGACGACGAAUCUCAAGGCUCCGUUCGUGAAUCCCGUCGUCGUUCGCUUCCCAGUCAUGUCGGAUGGGUCGCAGCACGUCUACUACACACCACUCUCGCCUUACAUCCACGGCGACAUAUCCCGCAUUCGGUUCUUCCCGUGCUUGUCUGGGGGUCGAAAGCAGGGCAAUACGUUCCACAUCAACUGGAUCAUGAUCGCCAAAGCGCCAACUGUGACCAAGGUCCGAGGCUGCAUUGAUCGGUACUUUCAACUGCCGCCGUCGCCAACCGCCGUGCCUUCGGCAAACAUCUCGCUGGUCACGACACUUACGAACGGGAUACACCCAGUGUAUAGCACGAUCUUUCGGUCCAUGGUCCUCCCUUUUGCGUCAACGUACAACUGCAUGGCGGGCGAUACGAUCACAAUUCAAGGCCGCAACUUUGGUGACUCGACGCUCGUCCGAAUCAACAAUGCACCGUGCCAGAACGACGCGUCUGUGCUAGCUUCAACUCCAGUCUUGGCCGCUGACACAGUAGACGAAGAAGUGGUCAUCUGCGUGCUUCCGGCUAAGAUGCCCCCAGGAUCGGCCGUCGUCACUGUGAUCAACGAAGGAUAUCGUGGGUUGAAGUUCGAUGGCUCGCUCGUAGCGUAUGCUGAGCCCGUCCGUCUGGUCGUAGCCCCAUCAGUGUCGAAUGUGAUGGCGCAUGCCGUCGACAUUACGUGGACUCCGCCCCUGGUCGACUGGUGGAUCUCUUUGACCAUCACGGGCUACAAUGUCGCUGUGCGCCGCCUCACCGACAACAUCACAACCACCAUCAUGCUCGGGAACGUCACCACAACGACACUGGUGGCGCUGGAGGCUCGCACUACGUACAGCGUAACAGUGGCCGCUGUCGUCGAGUCGCAGAACACACCCGAGUGGCAGAAUGUCGACAUGUAUGGCCAGCGCGCGCCUCUCCCAACAGCGAUCAUCGGCCUGCCUUCCCCUGCUCUGCUCUUCUCGACGCUGGCCACCGACUUUGAGUUUGCGACGUUUUCGGCGGAAAAGACUUUGAACCGUAGUGUUGCCACGUCAUCGGCAGCCACACUUGGGCCGACAGGGGACGUUGGAGGCCAAGGGGCUGCCGGGCUCACUCUUGUCGGCAGUGCUCACGUGGAGCACUGCAACGCGACCAGUGCGUGCUGCGACCUCGCCUCGACCGGCCAAAUGUGCAUGUUUACGUGCCGGGGAACUCCAAGCGCGCCUCAGCAACCUCCGGGAAGUGCCAAACCUGCAGCGCUGCUGACAGUCGUGACCAACGUCACGGGGGCAGCAUCUUCGCCGGCCAUGCGGUCAUGUGGCCCUGCAUUGCAAUUGACGGGGUCGGCGCCGUUUUUGACCGGGGCAGCAUGGUAUCCGCGGCCCCAAAACGUCCGCGAAGGAUUCACGACGACCUUUCAGUUCCGCCUGUCGAAUCCGUCCGUCCACUGCAAAUUCAUGGACGAUGUGUCGACGCACUGUCGAGCGCGCGGGGGCGACGGGUUUGCGUUUGUCAUUCAAAACCAAGACGGCACUGCAAUAGGACGAGGCGGAGCCGACGUCGGGUACGGCGGGAUCCGGAAUGCCGUCGCGAUCGAGUUCGAUACGUGGUACAAUCCAGACGUUGUCGACGUGUACGAGAACCACGUGAGCAUUCACACGCGCGGCCGGAUGCAACCCAACUCGGCGCAUCACGCGUACUCGGUUGGGUCGACAUCUCAAGUCGUCGACCUGUCGGACGGAGUGCACACAGUCACGAUUCGAUACGACCCCGUUCUCGACGACGACAUGCCGUUCGCCCCGCAUUUCCAAGCGUCGGCGUAUGUGUCCGAGUUCUUUGCGGCCCAAGGUGGCAGUAGUCGACCAUGGUGGGGAACCGCUGGCGUCGGGUGCCUCCAAGUGACGAUUGACGAUCGGACGGUCGUGAGCGUCCCGAUGCAUUUGGACAACACACUCGACCUGACCGGCGGCCGAGCGUUCGUCGGGUUCACGGCGGCCACGAGCGAGACGGCGUGGCAAGUGCAUGACAUCCUGUCGUGGCGGUGGAGGUCGACCCGGGUCGUUCCACCCGUCGCUGCUGCAUACACGGAUGUUUGACGAAUCUGAAUGGUUGCACAUCCCGCGGCGGCGUGACGUGGCCCCUGCCCGCAGCACUGGUCGACAACAUAAUUGCAUGAUUCACGUUCUUCUACUGACUUAGUUGUUUCUGGGCUCUUAAUGCGCGAUGCCUGCCGCGUCCAGCUUGGCUUCCAACGCCGCGACCUUGGCUUCAAGCGCUUGGAUGUGGGCGUUGGCAGAGUUCAAUUGUUGCUGCAAGUCACUUGGCGCUGCGGAAACGGGUGCGGCGGGGGGAGCCACAGGGGCAGCAGCGGUUCGGUUGACGCGAGCAGGUCGCGCCGUCACGGGUGCGGCGGUGCCGGUCUUGCCACGCGACGUGAUUUCACCGAAGUUGCGAGGGUUUAGUGACGACAGGACAGGAGUCUUCUCCGAACCGGCGAGCCAUUCGUCGGCCGUGUGCGAUGGCACACCAGCGAAGGUGUCCGGGAAGAUGUCGUCUUGGAACGCGUCCGACUUGCGAGGCACAUAGACAUGGAGCGGCUCGACGGCAUUGGUCGUGAGCUUGAGAAGGCGCGCCGUUUCGCACGACAUGAUGUCGCAAGCGCGCUUGGGGACAAAGGCCAUCCCGCGAGCAGCUGUCGUCGAGCGGUACUCGGUGAGCGGGUACGCAUAUGGCUCCGAGUCGUUCAUUUCGUAGUAUCGGAUGUUACCGUCGCCCUUGCCGCACAAGUAGAGCAAGUUGGUGUCGGAGUCGUAGAACGGCAUGAUGACACCGGCAGCUUGAUCAAUGUCGACCUUGUGCAGUUCCUUGUCGAGCUUUCGGGGAUCCCAUACCUUCAUGCGGCGCUGGGACUGACGGGAGAACCCGAGCGUGACGAACAAGUUCUUUUCGCCCAGGAAGGACAGCUUGACACUCUUGCUGCCUUCGUGCGCUUGGACAGACCCGGACAACCCACCAGACCGCGCAUCGUACAUGCGCACGAGCUUGUCCUUGCUGGACGUGAUGAGGGUGGACCCAGUGUAGUUCCAUGCCAAAUCUUGCAGCAGGUUUUCUGUGUUGUGCUCCAUGUUCACAAUUUCACUGCCCUUCUCGAUAUCCCACAAUCGGACUGUGUAAUCGGCAGAAGUGGACGCCAGCACGUUUGCGGCGGUGGGGUGGAAUCCCAACAGUGUAACUUUGCGGCCGUGGCCGGUCAAGUCAACGAGGGGUUCGGUCAUGGUUUCAGACAACCCGCCUUCGGGAAUACCCCACACCUUGAUGGUCGUGUCGUCGGACGCCGACGCAAUCAAAUGUUCAUGGAACGGGUUGAAAUCAAAGUCCAUGAUCGCGCCACGGUGACCGCCCACAAGGGGAAAGUCCGAGUCGAAUUUCCCCACCUUGUCAUACGGGACAACUGCAAACGCGCCACCCCCCGCUUGGAUCGCAACGGCAAAGAAUUUGGUGUUCGCUUUGAUGUAGUUCUGUUCCCCUGUAGCAGUCGCCAAGCGCAAGUUUGUGUAGCACUUCUCGAUCUUUGCAGGCUCGAUAUACACAUGGCGGUACUUGGACGAGCGGACGAAUUGACUUGCCAUGAUGGCCACCGCACGACGAAAUCGAAUGUGAA